Molecule: messenger RNA, 2088 nt
Organism: Phytophthora sojae
Lineage: Eukaryota; Oomycota; Peronosporomycetes; Peronosporales; Peronosporaceae
Exons: 5
Coding region: 1-2088 (695 amino acids)
Biological process (GO): transmembrane transport
Cellular component (GO): membrane
Molecular function (GO): antiporter activity; xenobiotic transmembrane transporter activity
Source: RefSeq, a predicted model, not a curated record
AUGGAGACCAGUCCACUCCUCGAGAAACCUUGCUACCGGUCCAAGCAGCCUCCGGCAUGGCAUGACUUCGUCGACCUUUCUUCGAUGGCAGCCCAAGUGAGCAUGGCAACGUUGGCGCGCGCAGUUCUUCUGGCCAUCGACUCAAUAUUCCUGGGCCACCUUGGCGUGAAAGAGCUAGCGGCAGCCUCGCUCGCUCAAUUGUGGACCAGUCCAGUUCUCUAUGCUGUGUGGGCUUCCGCCUCCGCCCUUAAUACGUUGUGCGGGCAGUCGUGGGGUGCAGGCAACCGGGAGCUGACAGGCAUCUGGCUGCAGUUUGGACUCAUGAUCACGACGUUGCUUUCGGUUCCUGUCACGAUCUGGUACUGGUGUGUAGGUUAUGUCCUCGAGUACUCGACGGAUGACCAGGAGGUUGUCGCUCUCGCCACCACAUUUUCACGUGUCCUCUCGGGGUCUAUUCUCCCAUCGCUUCUCUACUGCUGCCUCAGACAAUAUUUGCAGGCCAUUGGGAUCUUGCUUCCCACCACUAUUGUGGGAAUGGUUUCAAUCUUCGUGGCUGCUGGUAGCAACUACGUCCUCAUCUAUGGCAUCGGUCCGUGGGACGGCUUGGGCUUCAUCGGGUCUCCGAUCGCGACAGUUGUGGCCUCCUGGUUCCAGCCCUUCGCGCUCUUCAGCUACGCCAUCCUGUACAGAAAGCACCACCACCGUGCCUGGUACGGCUGGAACAUCCACGCUCUCACGCUCAGCCGGCUCCGAUCUUUUCUCCGGGUGGCAGGCCCCAUUUCCAGCAACAGUUUCGUGUCCAAUCUGGCGAACGCGCUGGUGGCUCUCGUGGCUGCUCGACUGGGCGCUCGCGUCAUUGCUGCCAACGCCGUCAUUUCGGGUCUGUGGUCCUUGCUGUGGGCGCUCUUCUGGGGCUACGGCUGCGCCACGCAGGUCCGCGUUGCCAACUACCUGGGCGCGGGCAAACCGGACCUGGCUCGCCGCAUUACCGGUCUGGGUUUCAUCUGCACGAUGGUCGUGGUGGUACUCAUCGCCACUGCCACGAGCGUCAUGGACCAGCACAUCAUCACUCUCUACACGACGGACACGGAGCUGCUCACCAUGUGCAGACUCGUGCUGCCCGUGUUCGUCGUCGCGUGCGUCUUCGAGGCCGUCGAGAUUCUCGGGGCGGGGGCUCUCACUGGGAUGAGCCAAGUGCAGACUGUGUUCUGGACCAGCGCGAUCGCCACGUGGCUCAUCAACCUGCCGGUUGCCUACGUCGGCGGCAUCACCUUGGGUUACGGCUUCCCCGCGCUCUGGGUGGGCGUGCUGAGCAUGGAGCUGUUCAAGGUGGGCAGCUACUCGCUGGCGCUCGCCCAGGUGCGCUGGAGAGACAUGGCCGAGCGCGUCAAGGAGGCGGCGGAGGCGGCGCCCGAGAUGGAGCAGAGCACGGCGCAAGCCAUGGGGGACGCCGGCGGCGACGCGCCUCUGGGCAAGUGGGCGCAGCGCAAGGAGGCGCGCCGCAACAUGUACGCGACCAGCACGGAGAAGGUGCGCGUGCACCGCCGAGGCGUGGGCGCGUCGUCGGCCUCCAGCGCCGCCGCCAUGUGCCAGAAGUGUCUGCGGCCGGGCCACUGGACCUACGAGUGCAAGAACGAGGCCGUGUACGUGCAGCGGCCGUCGCGCUCUCAGCAGCUCAAGAACCCGAAGCUGCGCCAGCCCUUCAACAAGGACAAGCCGCCGGAGCUGCAGGACCAGGAGAGGGCAGCGGCGGAGAAGAGCAAGAAGCUCAAGCGCAAGGACAAGGACAAAGCCAAGAAGAAGAAGGCGAGCUCGCGGUCGCACUCGCGCUCUCGCUCGCGACGCAAGCGCCGCCGCAGUGUCAGUAGCAGUAGCAGCGAUUCAUCCUCGUCCGACUCGUCAUCUUCCGACUCGGACAGCUCGGACUUGGACUCGUCUGGAUCGUCAAGCGACAGCUCCUCCUCGUCCUCCGACUCGGACUCGUCCGGUAGCGACAGCGACGGCUCUUCGUCGUCGUCGAGCAGUGACCGCAGCUCACGAAGAAGACAACGCUCGAAGCGCCGGCGCAGAGAUUAUUUUGGCUUUUGA